Ostrinia nubilalis (European corn borer) is the source of this 6281-nucleotide messenger RNA. It is a transcript of the gene polybromo, whose product is annotated as protein polybromo-1. Gene Ontology annotation, biological process: transcription elongation by RNA polymerase II; chromatin remodeling. Gene Ontology annotation, molecular function: chromatin binding; protein binding. The coding region runs from base 557 to 6079 and encodes 1840 amino acids. Gene Ontology annotation, cellular component: RSC-type complex; SWI/SNF complex. NCBI's taxonomy places the organism in Eukaryota, Metazoa, Arthropoda, Insecta, Lepidoptera, Crambidae. The transcript is spliced from 36 exons. The record is from RefSeq and is a predicted model, not a curated record.
UUCCUCGUCCUACUAAUAUUAAAUGUUUACUAAACUCCAUGAAUCCUCCGCUUAUAAAACAAAUAUCAAAAUUUAUCCAAUCCCGAAAAAUUCGCUUGUAGGUAUAAUCAAAAUUAUUUUUCCCCUCCCAAUCUCCCAUCCUACCCUCCUUCUUCCAACUAUUUUAAUCCCUGUAUUAUGUAUAUAUUUGUGUUGUCUCAAUCUGUGAUGUCUUUUUUGUUUUGUUUUAGGUACUCACACAAAUAAUUUCGCUUAUUGUUAAAAAAUUAAAUAUUGUAAAUUUUUUUUUUCUCUCUUAAAACCCUGUAACUUUGUCAAAGCUGUUUACGUGACAUUGGCGAAAUCAUGGUUCUCAAAACCAAGCCGUCGCCAAAAUAAAAGAAGAAGAAGAAGAAAGGGACGCUUUCGCUUUAUUUUCGUGAUUGUCCAUUAUUUUCCUAAAUACAUGCUUUUCUUUCUGUAAAACCCUUAAACUGUAAGUGUAAAAUGUAAUUUGAAUCUCAUUGCACAAGUUUUACGCGAUCUGUAUCCGAUUAGAAACGGGACGUAGGUAACCAUGAGUAAAAGACGCCGGGCGUCUUCUGUGGCCAGCCGGGGGGCCGACGGUGAUGAUAGCGACGAUGUAGAGCUCAGUAACCCUGGGCCGCCGCCAUCGGCUAGGAAGAAGAAGAAGUUGGAUCCAGGAGAGAUUUGCCAACAACUGUACGAUACGAUAAGAUCUCACAAAAAAGAGGAUGGAACUCUAUUGUGCGAUUCAUUUAUACGAGCUCCUAAACGUCGUCAAGAACCACACUAUUAUGAAGUUGUAUCCCAGCCUAUUGACUUGUUGAGGGUUCAACAAAAACUAAAAACGGAUACGUACGAAGACAUUGAUGAGUUGUCAGCCGACAUUGAGCUUCUCGUGAACAACGCGAAAGCAUUCUACAAAUCUGAUUCAGUGGAGUACAAGGAUGCAAAUGACUUGUGGAAACUUUACACUCACAACAGACAAGCUCUUGAAAAUGGAGAAGAAAUCAAGACUCCAAAAAUGUCUCGUAAUGGGUCUUCAAGCCGUAGAUCUGAUGUGGCUGAGGAUCUAUCAGAAUCGUCCACUAAUAAUGAGGAGGACAAUGUGUUUGAGGAGUUAUUUAAUGCUGUCAUGACAGCGAACGCCGACGGCCGUCCUCUCUACCCAGCCUUCCAGUUCCUACCAUCAAAGCGCCGCUACCCAGAGUACUUCAGUGUCAUCGAGAACCCCAUAGACUUGAAGACAAUCGCACAGAAAAUACAGGGUGGCGAAUACUGCACACUACUUGAGCUGGAAAGAGAUCUACAGAUGAUGGUCAGGAACGCCUGCCAUUUCAACGAACCUGGCAGUCAGAUUUACAAGGAUGCUAAGACACUGAAAAAGGUGAUCACAGUACGCAAGCAAGAAAUCGAUCAACACGGGCGCGGCGGGCCACCGAAGACUUCCGAACGGAUCCGCAGCAAGCGCACGUCUCGUGUCGGCCCCGUGCCGUCCAGUAAAGCGCUGGCGAUCAUGGAGCCACCAGGGUCUGACCAGGAGCCCGAUGUUAAGUUUCGCUUGCAGCAUUCGGAGGACAGCGCGGGCGACAGUGAUGAAGAGAAGAUCGAAAAUGAAGAUUCACCGCAGUGGAAGCUGUUGGAGACAAUAAAGAAUCACCUUGGUUCUAACGGUACACCAAUGGCCGAGCCAUUCUGGAAGCUGCCCUCCCGCAGAGCUUACCCAGAUUACUACAAAGAAAUCAAGAACCCCGUCUCUUUGAAUCAAAUCAAGAACAAAAUCAGACGAGGCAGCUACGGAACCCUGUCCGAAGUGGCCGGAGACAUGAACAUCAUGUUUGAGAACGCUAAGCAGUAUAAUGUGCCUACUUCUAGGCUGUAUAAGGAUGCUGUUAAGCUGCAGAGACUAAUGCAACAACGCGUUCAAGAGCUCCUAGACAUCGUGCAAAGUUCGUCCAGCGAUGACGAGAGUUUGUCUUCGGUGAAAAACCAAGUGAACACCCCCAGACCUAGAGGUCGUCCGCGCCUGAACCCCACUCCAGCGUCGGCGCCGUCACCCUCGCCGUCUCCAGUGCCCAAGCCUAACGUGCCUCUCAAGAAGAAGCUGCAUUACAUCGCUAAACAGCUCCUAGAGUAUACGUGCCCUGACGGCAGGCAGCCCAUGCUUCUGUUCAUGGAGAAACCCAGCAAGAAACUGUACUCGGAGUACUACAAUGUCAUCGAGAAACCCAUUGAUAUGAUCACCAUUGAGGCUAAUAUUAAGAACGACCGCUACAAUACAAUGGAGGAACUAAUAUCCGACUUCCGGCUUAUGUUCGCCAACUGCCGACAGUUCAACGAAGAAGGCUCCAUGAUAUACGAAGACGCGAACCUUCUAGAGCGCGUCAUGUUGGAAAGACUCAAAGAACUCAGCAGCGGCACUCAUGAGAGGAAACAGAACUUGAAGAAUAUCAAAGUUGUUAAGAGCAAACAGCUGACGCAGUUUGAACAGAAGCUGAGGACGUUGUAUGACGCGAUUAGGGAUUAUAGGGAUCCCAAAGCCAACCGCCAACUAGCUCUAAUCUUCAUGAAGCUGCCCAACAAGAUAGAAUACCCCGACUACUACGAGCUAAUAAAAAACCCUAUCGACAUGGAGAAAAUAGCUCACAAGCUAAAGAACAACGGCUAUAGCUCCGUGAACGAGCUCGCGUCUGACUUUAUAUUGAUGUUCGAUAACGCGUGCAAGUAUAACGAACCUGACUCCCAGAUAUACAAGGAUGCGCUUAUAUUGCAGAGGAUGUGUUUGCAGACUAAGCAAAUGCUUAGGGAGGACGAGGAUUCAGUGCCAGACGUGCCGGCCGCGGUGCAAGAACUUCUGCUCAAUCUGUUCACCACAGUCUACAAUCAUCAGGAUGAGGAGGGCAGAUGCUACUCAGACAGUAUGGCGGAACUCCCAGAACACGACGAGUCGGCUAGCGGCGAGAAAGUCCGCGCUAUAUCGCUGGAUCUAGUCAAGCGCCGUCUCGACAGAGGCCUGUAUAAGCGGCUAGACCACUUCCAGCAGGAUAUGUUCGCUGUUUUCGAAAGAGCUCGUCGACUCUCGCGCACCGAUAGCCAAAUCUUCGAGGACUCCGUGGAACUUCAAGCGUACUUCGUGGAACAGAGGGACCUUCUCUGUCGGAAUACCUUAUCGUCGCCCGCGCUGUCGUUCACUAGAGAUACGCUUACAACGAGCGUGGAGUUGGUUAAGCAGUGUAAACUCCUGCAAGAAAACGAAGAUGAGGAUGAUACCAAAUCAAGCAUAGACGACUCCAUGCCUGCCGGUAGCGCACCUCUACAACAGACUCAGUACAGCAAGGGAGACUUCGUGUACAUUCUCCCAGAGAAGGGAAACAAGGAGCCCGGCAUAGUGCAGGUGGAACGCGUGUGGACUAACAAGGAUGGCGUGCCGAUGCUGUACGCCAAUGUGUACUAUCGUCCCCACGAGACAUUCCACGUGCUGACACGCAAGUUCCUACACCAGGAGGUGUUCAAGACAGAGACGCACCGCACCGUGCCGCUGGACCAAGUCAGCGGCCAUUGCUACGUCAUGAACGUCAAGGAGUACUUCAAGUUUAAGCCGCUAGGCUACUCUGACAAAGACGUGUACGUGUGUGAGAGUCGCUACAACACCAAGAACAGAUGGUUCAAGAAGAUCAAGGUCUGGGAGGGUUCGGAGAAGGAAGCCACUCUAGUUCCGAGAGACGUGCCUUUGGAACCCAACCGAACGGUGUCAGUGUUUCGUGAACGCGUCGAAAAACACAAGGACGAAUUGGCAGAGCUUGAAGUGUUGGAGAAUGUACAAGAAAAAGAGAGGCCUGACGUAGUGAUGUACAACCCCCUCGGAACAGACGACGAGAACACGUACUAUGAGCAGUACAACACAGUGUGUUCCGGCGUCAUCAAGACCGGCGAUUACGUAUACGUAGUCACGGACGGCGGCAAGCAAAUGAUCGCACAGGUCGACACUAUCUGGGAGACUGGCGAUAACAAAUGCUACUUCCGUGGGCCAUUCCUCAUUUUCCCGUCUGAAGUCGCCAACAUCAUCAGUAAGCCUUUCUACAAACAAGAGGUGUUGCUAACAACGAUCCAUGACACCAGCCCACUUGUGGGCAUCGUGGGGAAGUGCGCGGUGUUGGACUACGACGAUUAUCUCAAAUGUCGCCCAACAGAGAUAUCGGAAGGGGACAUCUACGUAUGCGAGUCGGUAUACGACGAGUCUAGCCGCGUAGCGCGUAAACUCAAAGCCGGUCUACGCAAGUUUGAACACACGAAAGACGUCACAGUAGACGAGAUAUACUACUUCCCCAAGCCGCUGGGCCCACCGGCGCUUGCCACGAGCCUCGACGUGCAAGCCUCCACCAGUGCCUUUAACCAGAAACAGUUCAACACCAACGUCAAUAUGGACCACAUGGACGUGAAACCUCAGUUCACGAAUCUCAUCAACACGACCAUCGGCAGCCAGGACGUCGAAAUGCUUCUGGAGAACUCGUUGGAUGAUUCGUCGCUCGCUUCGCCGGCCACGCCUCUUUCUAUUGGUGGCAACAGCAACCCAUACAACCCCACCAUGACCGCCACACCCAGCCAAGAGCGAUCCAACACAUCCGCUACCCCGGCCAGCAGUAAGAAGAAAAAGGAAUCCAAACAGAAGAUUGUCACCGGGUACAUUCUAUACUCUAGUGAAGUCCGCAAGGCGAUUGUGGCGAACAAUCCCGACUGUACUUUCGGCGAAAUAUCCCGGAUCGUGGGCAACGAAUGGCGUUCUCUGCCCACCUCGACCAAGCAGAGUUGGGAGGAGCGCGCGACGCGCUGCAACGAAGAGACGGCCGCUAGGCUCGCCGAGGAGAUGCGAGAGUUGUCACAGCAUGUGAUGAGCUUGAACAAGUUGUUCCUAUUAGGGAGCGGCUUCGCUCGCGUAAACAGAAGUAGUAUACGUCAUCAGAGUUGGGAGGAGCGCGCGACGCGCUGUAACGAGGAGACGGCCGCUAGGCUCGCCGAGGAGAUGCGAGAGUUGUCACAGCAUACCCCAAUGGAGAACACAUUCGAGUGCGCGUGGGACAACUGUGACUACCAGUUCGAGGAGCUGGCAGACUGCAUGGAGCACUGCAUCGGGGAUGGUGGAAACAUGAUUGGGACAUUUGUUGAAACAAAGAAGAGUAAGUUGGAACCGGGCCACGUGCAGCAGUACUACCGCGGCGCGUUCACGGAGUACCCCUGCCUCUGGCGGAACUGCACGCGCGUGCGCAAGGGACAAGCGCCCUUAUUGCUAGCUCUUAAGAGCCGUUUGCUCAAAUUUCUGCUGUAUCCUGUUCUUCUUCUCCCAACAUACUCUGGCGUAGCGGGCCACGUGCAGCAGUACUACCGCGGCGCGUUCACGGAGUACCCCUGCCUCUGGCGCAACUGCACGCGCGUGCGCAAGGGACAAGCGCCCUUCCCCAACCUGCCGAGGUUGUUACGUCACGUGAGAGACCUACACGUCAAUAAGGGCAACGGAAAGAUGAUGGCCGUUCAUGAGAGGUCCAGGAAUUUCGUACCGUCAACAAAGAAACCACCGAAGACUUACACUGGCACUACCCGUAGCGGUGUUUUAUCGCCAGGAGCGUCGCUGUCAGGCAUGUCGCCUGUAGCCCGCAACACGCCGUCGCCCGGCGCGGGCGCGGGCGGCGCGGACGUGGCUGGAGCGCUGGUUGCGGGCGCGCGCGCGGGCUUGGAGCCGCUGUUCGUGGCCGCGCCGCCGCGAGCGCAGCGGGUCACGCACUCCGAGGCGUAUAUCAGGUACAUCGAAGGCCUGCACUCGGAGCAAAAGUACAUCACUCCAUGGGAGAAAUCUCUCACUCCGAUGCCUGUGAACCCCGACCCAGGUCAUUACAACAUGCACAAGCUGACUGCCGCCCACUGGAUGACGGAUGACGCCGUCAACGGCUAUCUAGCCCAAGACAAGAGUUUGGCAGAAACUGACAUCCAAAAGAUGGAUCAGAACUCAAAACUUCUGAAGGGAUUGUGCGCAUUGAGAGAUUUCAUGAUGCGUGACGCACUGUCUAUUUACAAGAGCACUUGAUGACGCAAGAAGUAAUGACGCACUUAAUAUGGUGUGAAGUGUUGACAAUCAUGUUAAUACGAUUCAGCAUGGACUGAAAUUUAAGUUUAAGCAUAGAUAUUUAGAUUUUUCUAAGCUAUAACGCAAUCAUGUUUUUUCACUAUAAAUCCAUUAUUGACAUUAUAUUAGUAAGUAAAGUAAUUAAUAAAAUAAUUAGAUGUUA